UCACUGCUAUUGUUGGAUUUAGUAUUUUUUUGUAUUUUUGGUGGUGCUCAUCAUUGUGUAAAUGGUGUAUGCAACCAGUAGUUGCUGUAACUCAAGUGCGCGUGCGUGACGUUUUUAUGUUUUUAAUCGCGAUUUUUAUUUUGCCGUUUUUCGGGUUUUAUUUAUAUUUUUUUGUUGCGAUUUUGCUUUCGUUGCAAACAAUAAAUAAACACACCAAACAUUUCAACACACUUCAACGCUGAAUUAAAAAAGCCGUCGCAUUUUGCUUUUUCAAUUGGAAUAUAAAUUUUACGACUUUUAUGCAAACAAAUUGUGGAAAAAUAAGGAAUUUAAAUACAGUGUGGUGGCAUUAAGAAAUAAAAAAAACAUAUUAAAGAAAAAAAUGUUAAACAAUGUGCUUGAAUUGAAAGGAAUCAAAUCAAUUUAAUAUUAUUAAUAAAAUACCUAUGUACCUACCUACAAAUUGUUCUAAAACAAGGAAUUGUGUUAAUAAAAAGAUACUGCUUGUUGCACCUUUAUAUUUAGAUUAGCCAAACAUGUUUUAAAUACAGUGACUACCAUUAAUGAUUAAAAUCAAUGCAGGCAUAUGCUAAAUGAACUACUAUGUCCCCACUGCACCUGCAAUAUCCAAUAAAUAUUGAUACCUAUUUAUAUGAUUAUAAUGCUGCUUGAACAUAAUAAUUCGUACAUUAUCGAACGUAUCCAAAGUAAUCACAAUAAGCAAAAACUACAAGAAGGUAAAUACACAUUUAAAACCAUAAAAAUGACAACACCUUCUACAACGACAACAAAUUAUAAAAUCAAUACCGAGACAGCCGCAAACGAGGCAACGCUUUACACGCAACAGGAACAAGAGCACCUUCUAAUACAACAACAGCAACAUCAGCAGCAGCAACAACAGCAACACUUAAUACGAAUGCAGCAACAUUUGAUGCAACAAAACAUAAUGACUACUUCUCCAUUGCAACAUUUAAAUAAUAUUUUCGGUUUAAAUCUAAACAAUUCGCCCGCAGUCAGCACCAUGCCACUGGCUGCUUCACCCAUAUUUCAUCCAAAUAAUUUGCAACAUUUAUUGGUGGGGGUAACACCCCAGCAGCAGCAACAAUUUCAACAAAUAUAUCAAGAGUUUUAUGGCAACAUGUUGCCGCAACAACAACACUACCACCAUGAACAACAGAUUCUAAGAGAUCUAAUACAAGCCACCAACAUGGACACAACCACAACAAAUAUGGAAACACUUGCACCGGUUGUUGGGGCAUGUGCGGGUAGUUCGGGUAUGCUAAAAACUGAAACAUGCCACAAAUCCUCAUUACCCGCACACACAACACAACAAACGACUGCGGCAUUAACAAACUCCACAACAACAUUGUCGCCUUUGGAGACGUUUGUUGUGAAUACGGUGGGUCUGAAUCAUCGCCAUCAUCAUCAUCAACCGCACCAUCAUCAGCAGCGUCAUCAUAAUGAUGAUGGUAAUAUGGCUUCAUUAGAGCGACAACAUAAUGAGACUGCUCACGCUAACCAGAAACAACAGCUACAGCUACAGCAACAUUAUAAACAAAGCAAUAACAAAUUGCUAAAAUCACAGACCACCUUAACAUCAACUUUGGCUUCAAUAGUCACAGCCACAGCAAAAUCUCAUACUGCAACAACAAAUACUGCUGUUGAUCUACUGGAUGCUGACAUCAAAACUAGUGUUGGUAACUUAUCAAUGACAUCUUUGACACCUGUUAAUACUACAACAGCAACAACAUCAAUUACAACUUCAUCAUCAUCGCCGACGUCGUCAACUUUAUUGUUGUCUGCCACAAACAACUUGGGUAAGUCAAUUUAAUUAAUUUAUUAAAAAACAAAGAAAA
Molecule: messenger RNA, 1856 nt
Organism: Calliphora vicina (urban bluebottle blowfly)
Lineage: Eukaryota; Metazoa; Arthropoda; Insecta; Diptera; Calliphoridae
Product: basic-leucine zipper transcription factor A-like
Exons: 2
Coding region: 653-1831 (392 amino acids)
Source: RefSeq, a predicted model, not a curated record